Molecule: messenger RNA, 966 nt
Organism: Chenopodium quinoa (quinoa)
Lineage: Eukaryota; Viridiplantae; Streptophyta; Magnoliopsida; Caryophyllales; Amaranthaceae
Product: probable gluconokinase
Exons: 5
Coding region: 157-726 (189 amino acids)
Cellular component (GO): cytoplasm
Molecular function (GO): gluconokinase activity
Source: RefSeq, a predicted model, not a curated record
UGGUAAUUUGGUAAUUUCACUCUUAUUUCUCUUAAGAUUUCAACGCUUAUAAGAAAUCAAUUUUAAUUUAGUGCAGAAACCAAGAAAUUCUACCAAAAGAAAGUCUCGCGUCCUCCAUAUUUUGGGGCACAGUGUGCUUCAAAAUCCUUCUCAGAAAUGGCACCUAUAGUUCCAGGAGCAGUCAUCGUGAUUAUGGGUGUUAGCGGUGCUGGAAAAACAACUAUAGGUAAUCAUCUAGCUGAAGCUGCAAACUGUGCUUUUCUUGAUGCAGAUGACUUCCACCCGGAUUCUAACAAAGAAAAGAUGAGAAAAGGAAUUCCACUCUCUGAGGAAGAUCGGAUGCCUUGGCUUCAAAUGUUAUGCAAAGCAUUGAAAGAGCGCAUAACAAAUGGGGAAAUUACAGUUCUUGCUUGUUCAGCGCUGCGGAAGAAUUACAGAGAAAUUCUUAGAUCAUCAGACCCAAAUCAUAUUCCAGGGAGACAGGGUAGCUCAGUGAAGUUUGUUCUUCUUAAUGUUCCCGUUGAAGUCCUUGCUGACCGGCUGAAUAAAAGACUGACAAAUGGGGAACAUUUUAUGCCACCUUCAUUGCUGCAGUCUCAGUUACAGUUACUUGAGAUUGAUGCCUCUGAAGAAAUACUUCAAGUUGAUGCUACACAGGAUCCCACAACUAUUGUGGAAACUAUACGACAUUCGCUUGUCCAGUGGAAGAUAAUUGAAAGCUACUGACAGGACUGCUAUACAGAUACAUACAUUUCUGAUUUGCCCGAUUCUAUAUGGCUUCAAUUCUUUUCCUGGAUAAGGUCGAAUAGCUUAAUUCUUGAAUAAGUAGAUAUGGAAAAAUUAUUGUGUUGUAACUAAUUCAACAACUAUGAAUGUAUAUGUUGUUGAUGAUCCAUUGUGUAGAAACUUAAAAGAUGGGUGUAAUGGAUGAUUCAACUGAUGAAAACAAGAUUUUACAAUCCAUCA